Molecule: messenger RNA, 213 nt
Organism: Angiostrongylus costaricensis
Lineage: Eukaryota; Metazoa; Nematoda; Chromadorea; Rhabditida; Metastrongylidae
Source: the annotation of a GenBank genome assembly
AUGAGACUCGUAGUUCCUUUCGCGUUAUUGCUGGUUGUUUGUGCCGUGGUAAUCAGCAGCGACGACGAAGUCAGCACGGUUGGGGAGACAAUCCUAAACACAAAGGAUCUAGGGAGUGCCAAAGCUCCUGCUGCAGAGGACGCAACGGCGGCUGGUGAAGUUGUAACUACGGAGGAAGCUGAAGCGCAUCAUACAACAGCAAAAGCUGCAUGA